Messenger RNA from Limulus polyphemus (Atlantic horseshoe crab), 708 nucleotides. Its product is annotated as sperm surface protein Sp17-like. The annotation marks the transcript as partial. NCBI's taxonomy places the organism in Eukaryota, Metazoa, Arthropoda, Merostomata, Xiphosura, Limulidae. The record is from RefSeq and is a predicted model, not a curated record. The transcript has a single exon. Gene Ontology annotation, molecular function: protein binding.
AAACAUCAGAUAUUUAUCACAAACAAGAAGCGUUCCAAGAACUAAAUGAAUCACCAGAUGAGAACAAUGAAAAUUUGACUAUAAGCUCUCAAAAUGGGUUAACAGAAGAGAAAGAAAUGGAAAAUGCUGCAGUUAAAAUCCAAGCAAACUUCCGCGGUCAUUUAAUUCGUAAGAAUCUUCAAACAUCAGAUAUUUAUCACAAACAAGAAGCGUUCCAAGAACUAAAUGAAUCACCAGACGAGAACAAUGAAAAUUUGACUAUAAGCUUUCAAAAUGAGUUAAUAGAAGACAAAGAAAUGGAAAACGCUGCAGUUAAAAUCCAAGCAAAUUUCCGCGGUCAUUUAGCUCGUAAACAUCUACAAUCCACGGGUAUUCAUCAGAAGCAAGACUCAUUCCAAGGAGUAAGUGAAUCACCUAGUGAACAUAAUAAAAAUUUGAUUAUAAGCUCUCUAGAUGGGUUAACAGAAGACAAAGAAAUGGAAAAUGCUGCAGUUAAAAUCCAGGCAAACUUCCGUGGUCAUUUAAUUCGUAAGAAUCUUCAAACAUCAGAUAUUUAUCACAAACAAGAAGCGUUCCAAGAAAUAAAUGAAUCACCUAGUGAGAACAAUGAAAAUUUGACUAUAAGCUCUCAAAAUGGGUUAAUAGAAGACAAAGAAAUGGAAAACGCUGCAGUUAAAAACCAAGCAAAUUUCCGCGGUCAUUUAGCUC